AUGACGAAGGGUACACAAUCAUUCGGCAAGCGUAACUGCAAGACCCACACAUUAUGUCGUCGAUGUGGUCGUUCAUCAUACCAUUUACAACGACAACGCUGCGCUGCUUGCGGCUUUCCAUCAGCUAAAACACGUAAAUAUCAAUGGAGUGAAAAAGCUCGUCGUCGAAAAACAACUGGCACUGGUCGAAUGAGACAUUUGAAGGUAGUCUUUCGUCGAUUUCGCAAUGGUUUCCGUGAAGGUACAUUAGCUAAAUCUCGCAAAUCCCAUCGACAAGUAGCCGCCGGUGCAGCGACAACCGCACCAGCUACCACCAAAUAG
Adineta ricciae is the source of this 321-nucleotide messenger RNA. NCBI's taxonomy places the organism in Eukaryota, Metazoa, Rotifera, Eurotatoria, Adinetida, Adinetidae. The record is from the annotation of a GenBank genome assembly.